Jaculus jaculus (lesser Egyptian jerboa) is the source of this 1964-nucleotide messenger RNA. It is a transcript of the gene Pnldc1, whose product is annotated as PARN like ribonuclease domain containing exonuclease 1. Gene Ontology annotation, cellular component: endoplasmic reticulum; cytoplasm. NCBI's taxonomy places the organism in Eukaryota, Metazoa, Chordata, Mammalia, Rodentia, Dipodidae. Bases 22 to 1611 code for a protein of 529 amino acids. The transcript has 19 exons. Gene Ontology annotation, biological process: nuclear-transcribed mRNA poly(A) tail shortening. The record is from RefSeq and is a predicted model, not a curated record. Gene Ontology annotation, molecular function: RNA binding; poly(A)-specific ribonuclease activity.
CGCGCCCUCGGCCUACCGGCCAUGGACGUGGACGCGGAUGAGUUUGAGAAGAGCCUCCCACACCUACAGGAGCUUGUCCUGGGAGCGGAGUUUGUGGGACUGGACAUAGAAUUCACAGGGCUUCGUUCGAACCUGUCUCAACAGCAGAUCAGUCUGUUUGAUUUGCCCUCGGAGUGGUAUCUGAAGACCCGUCAGAGUGUCCAGCAAUUUACCAUCUGUCAGAUCGGGCUGUCUGUGUUUUCCAGUAUUGAAGGAGAGUCGAACAAAUAUGUAGCCCAUUCAUUUAACUUCUUCCUCUUCCCUACGACGUUUGGGAUUUUGGAUUCAGAAUUCUCUUUCCAGGCCUCUAGUGUUCAGUUUUUGAAUCAGUAUGGCUUUGACUAUAACAAGUUUCUCAAAAAUGGAAUUCCAUAUAUGAAUGAAGAGCAGGAGAAGAAAAUUAAGCACGAUAUCCUGAGAGGGAACUGGAGAAUCCGCAGCUCUCUGGAUAAAGAUCAAAUCAAAGUAGUGAUUGAUAAAGUGACACGGUGGCUGGACCCGGCCAAGGAAGGUGAUCAGAUGACUCUGCCUGGCAUUGCUGGCUUCCGGGCCUUUGAGAUCCAGCUGGUGCUGAGGCAGGCCCUCUCCAACAUCUGGACCACGCUGCAUGAUGAGGGGGUGGUGGUGAGGAAGGUGAGCCGGCAGCACCGCUGGUACCUGGAGCACGCCUCCUGCGACCAAGUCAGCCGCUGGAAGGAGCAGCUCCUUCUGUCCGCCAGGGGCUUUUCCAUCUUUUUCCAGAUGCUGGUGAAAGCUCAGAAGCCGCUGGUGGGCCACAACAUGAUGGUGGACCUGCUGCAUCUCCACGACAAGUUCUUCAGACCCCUCCCAGAAAGCUACGAAGAGUUUAAGGAGAAUAUUCACAACCUGUUUCCCAUCCUCAUUGAUACCAAGAACGUGACCAAGGACAUCUGGAAGGAGCUGCAUUUCCCGCGGGUCACCAACCUCUCGGACGUGUACGACGUGCUGAGCGGUGACUUGAAUCCCACCAAGGAUUCCGGACCGGUGAUUGUUCACGCAAGCCAGUGUGAAAAAUACGCGAAGACUAAGUGUCCCCACGAAGCAGCAUACGACGCCUUCCUCUGCGGGUCAGUUCUUUUGAAAGUGGCGCACUUGCUCCUGCAGAGGGUGCACGGCGACCCCAUGCCCGAGCCCUCCUUCCCUCAGUACCUGGACAUGCUGACGCCUUACGUGAACCAAGUGAAUCUCAUCCGAGCCGGGGUCCCCAAAAUUAAUUUUUCUGGCCCGGAUUACCCCAGCAUCCGGCCCCCCAUCCUCAUCCUCACUGUCAAGAAGUGGCCUGGGAUCAGUGAGCAGCAAGUCUACCGUGAGUUCCAGAAUCUCUGCAAGUUUGACGUCAGGCGGUUCACCGGGAACCAGUUCCUGCUCCUGACCAACAAGUUUAAGGAUGUCCGCAAUGUGCUGAAGGAGUACCGGAGCCACCCCACGCUGCAGGUGUCCCUGUACCGGUACUGGAGACACUCCCCCAACGUCACCUGCCUGCUGCAAGUCUGCAGCAUAGUCACCACCUGGGCCACGCUCGCCUUUCUCCUGGGAGGACCCUGCUCCUGAGCGCCGCGAGCUCCUCAGCCCCCAUUCUGGGACAGCCCUCCCAGCUUGCUGUGUAAAUCCUGUCCUGUUUGCAGACAAACCUGCGUGGUCCUCACCAGAGACUUUGUUCUUUCUCUUUGUUGGCUUGUUUUGUGUUUUGUUUUGGUUUUUCAAGGUAGAGUCUCAUACUGUAGCUCAGGCUGACCUGGAAUUCACUAUGUAGUCUCAGGGUGGCUUCGAACUCACAGCAAUCCGCCUACCUCUGCCUCCCGAGUGCUGGGAUUAAAGGCGUGCGCACCACCACUCUCAGCUUGUUCUGCUUUGAAUGUGAAAUUCUGUAAAUACUACUGAUGAUAAAGAAAUCCUUGCAUAUA